This is a messenger RNA of Chenopodium quinoa (quinoa), 507 nucleotides long. Its product is annotated as glyoxylate/hydroxypyruvate reductase HPR3-like. The record is from RefSeq and is a predicted model, not a curated record. The transcript has a single exon. Gene Ontology annotation, molecular function: NAD binding; hydroxypyruvate reductase [NAD(P)H] activity; glyoxylate reductase (NADPH) activity. Gene Ontology annotation, cellular component: cytosol. Bases 1 to 507 code for a protein of 168 amino acids. Lineage: Eukaryota; Viridiplantae; Streptophyta; Magnoliopsida; Caryophyllales; Amaranthaceae.
AUGGCGGACAACGAAAACUCUCAUAUUGAAGAAGUCAAGGAAAAACCCCUCCUUAUUAUCCACCGUUUACCCUCCUUUACAUGCUUCUUCCAUCACCGCCUCGCAACCCAUUUCACUCUCCUUGACCCAACUGCUACCGUGGGCACUGACACCUCCGCCGUCCAAUCUUAUUUAAGGUCCGACGGUAGUGGUGCACGUGCUCUCGUCUGCGUAUGGGCCUCUCCAUUAAGGAAAGACACCUUAGAUUGCCUUCCUUCCUUGGAGCUUGUGGUGGUUGCUUGCGCAGGCUACAACCAUAUCGAUCUUUCCGAAUGCCGCCGUCGAGGGAUCCGUGUUGCAAAUGUUGGUGACGUAUUCUCCGACGAUGUCGCAGAUUAUACUGUUGGAAUUCUCCUUGAUGUGGUCCGUAAGUUUUCUGCUGCCGACCGAUUUGUUCGGGUCGGGUUUUGGCCUCAACCAGGGGAAUUCCCUCUUGGCUCUAGUGUGAGUGGUCUUCCUUUUUCUUAG